AUGCAUGUAUCUUGGGUCGGUUACGUAGAGCAAAACGUUAGGGAAGUAUCCGCUAGAUUUGAGUUUUGUCGUAGACUAGUUCACGCGGAACUGAAGUUCACUAAUCAAAUGCUCAAUGAACGACAUCCAGAGGAAAAUGGAACAUGUUGGAACGCAUCCACGAUCAAAGCACAUCAUCACAUAAUACAACAAAUGAUUUUGGCCAGCGAGAGCAAUGGCGCAAGUUCUCACAAGGAAAAUGGCAUUAUCCUGAAAGACCACGAACAGAAAGUAGAGAAGCCAAGAGAAAUUAUGGCCUUCUUGCAUUUCAAAACUUACUCGUUGUUGGAUUCACAGCUUUGUAGAAAGAAAUAA
Messenger RNA from Opisthorchis viverrini, 354 nucleotides. RefSeq lists its product as hypothetical. Lineage: Eukaryota; Metazoa; Platyhelminthes; Trematoda; Opisthorchiida; Opisthorchiidae. The transcript has a single exon. The record is from RefSeq and is a predicted model, not a curated record. The coding region runs from base 1 to 354 and encodes 117 amino acids.